Molecule: messenger RNA, 945 nt
Organism: Gigantopelta aegis
Lineage: Eukaryota; Metazoa; Mollusca; Gastropoda; Neomphalida; Peltospiridae
Exons: 3
Coding region: 1-945 (314 amino acids)
Source: RefSeq, a predicted model, not a curated record
AUGAUCGCCCUAUUUGUUUCCUGUUUUCUGCUGUCUUAUUGCACGUGUGUUCAUGCGCACGGUCGUCUGGUGGAGCCACCGGGAAGAGCGACCGCGUGGCGGUACGGAUUCAAGACUCCAAUCAACUACAACGACAACGCGCUCUACUGCGGAGGAUUUGGGACUCAUGUCUCAGAAAGAACCACAGUGAGCACGAGCGGGGGUAAAACGCCACGGGAGUCAUCGUUAGAUGAGUACACCCAAGGGCAGACAAUAACCGUCACAGUGCAGAUAACCGCCAAUCACUUCGGCUACUUCGAGUUUCGGCUGUGUCCGGUUAACAACGUGAAAGUCCAGGCGACGCAUGCGUGUCUAGACCAGAACGUGCUCAAGCAGCCGGAUGGUUCCAUCCGGAAGUACAUUGGAAGCACGAGAGGGAUGAUCGACGUCACUCUCCGACUUCCGCCACACGUGACCUGUUCGCAGUGUCUCAUCCAGUGGAGAUAUCACACAGAAAUAGUUGGGGUAAGGAUGAAAAGACCGGCAAACAGUGUCUCGGUUGUGGGCCCCGUACCAGGAAGAGUUUGUACCGGCUGUGCAGACAUCUGCCAUCGAAAGACAUCGGCCAUCAAAAUCGGGAAUAUAAAUCCGGACACCUCGACCAUCGACGAAAAAACCAAAGCGACGAAAGCACCGACGACGAAAACACCGACGACGAAGGAAACCAACCACUGGCUAUGCCUCAGACCCAGACCGACAAGACACGACACCGAAACCUGUUACGCCGAAACCAGCCGAAACAGCCACAGAAAGCCAGUCGAGAAAAACCCUCGAUCUGCGGGCAUUUGUCGGUUCAACAAGGGACAUAACUCGUCCCGAUUACUGGCAAAAAUCGUUAUCAGUCCUGGAAAAAAAUGGCAAAUAACGUGUGCUUUCAUGUUGCGCCCAUUGUGGGAGACGAUUUAA